AUGUACUGGAUCAGGUCAAAGAAGCUGCGGGAACGGCUGGCGCUUGGGUUUGGAGCGCUGCUCGUUCUCUUCACACUCCUGCUCGUGGUCGAUCUGCAGAUGGAUCUGGGCGUGUCGAGGGGUGAAUUUAUCCCAUCACACGCCCGCAUCCGGUACGCAAAUCAGCAGGAUCGAAGUGGCAUCUACAACGAGUUUCACCGGAAGUAUCUCGCGAAAAGCAAUGCAUCCGGUUCGAAGGAGUUCCUGACGACGAACGCGCAGGCUCACCGGGGUCAUGCCGACACAUCCGGGCCGGGUUAUCCUGGCAAAUCGGGCACGACAACGGCAGUGCCGCCACCACACGAUCGCUUCAAGGAUCUAACGGCGCUAGUGGUGGCACCUCGGGCUAGCAAACACCGACCUGCACAACCGUUCGAGCGGAUCAUCGUGCGUGAAGAAGCGUACGUCAACGAUCCGAUGGAUGACGACGAGGCAAAUCCGACCCUUGGUGAUCUGCUCGAUCUACGACCAGGCACAAACGCCUCCAACCUCGAGCGGUUUCAGCUGCGCAUCUCAAAACGGGAGCUGUACAGCCGCGACGACACGCUGGUGAACGCCGUCAUCGACGAUAUGGUGCGAUUGCCGAUCCUGCACGUGGUGCAGAAAGAAGGUGGCACCCAGCUGAAGCUGAUCAUCGACUAUCCGAACGACGUGCACGCGCUGUUUAAACCGAUGCGGUUCCCGCGCGAACAGCAAACCCUACCGAACCAUUUCUACUUCACGGACUACGAGCGACAUACGGCCGAGAUUGCGGCCUUCCACUUGGACCGGUUGUUAGGCUUUCGACGUGCGAUGCCGGUGACCGGGCGUAUCCUGAACAUCACCACCGAUAUCUACCAGGUCGGUGAUGAGGUCCUGUUGAAGACGUUCUUUGUGUCACCAUCGAGCAAUCUGUGCUUCCAUGGCAAGUGUUCGUACUACUGCGACACAUCGCACGCGAUCUGCGGCAAUCCGGACACGCUCGAGGGUUCGUUCGCUGCGUUUCUACCCACGCAGGACGACACGCAGCGUAAGGUGUGGCGACAUCCGUGGCGUCGAUCGUACCACAAACGCCGGAAGGCACAGUGGGAAACGGACGCUGACUACUGCACGAUGGUGCGAGACAUCCCACCGUACGAUGAGGGUCGCCGACUGCUCGACCUGAUGGAUAUGUCCGUGUUUGACUUCCUCACCGGUAACAUGGACCGGCAUCAUUACGAGACGUUCAAGAUUUUCGGCAAUGACACGUUCCCGAUCCAUCUGGAUCAUGGGCGAGGAUUUGGCAAGCCGUUCCACGAUGAACUUUCGAUCCUUGCUCCGGUGUUGCAGUGCUGUCUGAUCCGAGCGUCAACGCUCGAGACGUUGCUGCGUUUCCACAACAGCCCUAAGCCAUUGUCGGAGGCCAUGCGCGAAUCGAUGGGCGUCGAUCCGAUCGCGCCCGUGCUGUGGGAGCCACACCUGGUUGCGCUUGAUCGACGGGUCGCCAUCGUGUUGCAGGCAGUGCGUGAUUGUAUCCGCAAAACCGCGGACGAGGAUGCACCUGAAGCGGUUCCAGUUGAUGUGCCUAACGCGCUCAACAACGGUGACACUGUGCCUCGGAACGGGUUCUAUCGCUCCUAG
Molecule: messenger RNA, 1638 nt
Organism: Anopheles nili
Lineage: Eukaryota; Metazoa; Arthropoda; Insecta; Diptera; Culicidae
Product: extracellular serine/threonine protein CG31145
Exons: 1
Coding region: 1-1638 (545 amino acids)
Biological process (GO): protein phosphorylation
Cellular component (GO): Golgi apparatus
Molecular function (GO): protein serine/threonine kinase activity
Source: RefSeq, a predicted model, not a curated record